AUGCUGGCGAGAGCGGCCACCGAUGCUCUGAGCAAGUCCCGGCCAGUCUUCAGGUUCAAGGGCUGCCUCCAUGCACCACCUCCGCCAUCAGCGCGCACCCUAUCCGCCGCGGCCGCUCCACCCACCAACGACGAUCUUGCGCUCGUAACGCUGUUCGACCAGCCUCCUCCGCUGCCUCGCCUCUCUUCCCGCGCUCACACGGGCAUAUUCGGUCACUCCGUCCUGCAAUCGCCAGCGGGCUUCCAUGCUCUUGCGGACGCGACCCUCCAUAGAGCACGGCUACUCACGGACCGCAUCCUUCGUGCCCGAGAGUCCAGAGAUGAACUCCUCAAAGUUGUCAAGAACCUGGACCGCCUCAGCGACCUGCUGUGCGGGGUCAUUGACCUCGCAGAGCUUGUCCGUAACGCGCAUCCGGAUGCGCUGUGGAUAAACACCGCCAAUGACGUGUAUGAGAGGUUAUGCGAGUUCAUGAACGUGCUCAAUACGGACGUCGGCCUCUACGAAGUCUUGAAAGCCACUCUAAACGACGCCUCGAUCGUUUCGACACUUAGUGAAGAAGCUCGGCAAACCGCCCUCAUAUUCUGGCGCGACUUUGAAAAGUCUGGCAUAAAUCUGCCCCCAGAACAACGAAAUCGUUUCGUCUCUCUGUCCUCAGAAAUCUUGGUACUUGGCCGACACUUCCUCAACGAAACCACCUCGGCCAAGCCUCCGGCGAGGAUCGAAAGGUCGGAGUUGGAAGGCUUGAAGGACAAGGGCAUGGGCGUACGCCUUCAACUACAAGCACAAUUCACCAGGCGCGAACUACUCGUCUAUCCGGGGUCCCUGCAAGCGCAGAUGAUCAUGCGCUCCGCUCCCUCAGAAGAGGCUCGGAGAAAGGUUUAUAUCGCCAGUAACUCCAGCUCCCCGGAACAGAUUGAAAUACUUGAACGACUUCUCAGGGCGCGCGCGGAGCUUGCACAGCUGGUUGGGAAGGACAGUUUCGCGCAUAUGGCUCUGACGGACAAGAUGGCUAAGUGUCCAGAGAACGUGCAUCAUUUCUUGAGCGCGCUGAUGGAUUACACGAAACCGUACGCAAGGCGUGCUCUCCGGAUGCUGAGCCACAGAAAGCAAGCGCAUCAUGGGACAGGACCGGAGCCGAUCAUCCAGGCUUGGGACAGAGAUUACUAUUGCCCUCCCGAACCGCCGGCGCCCCCAAUUCCGCUGCCGCCGCUUACUCUGGGAACCGUAUUCAUGGGACUUUCUCGUCUAUUCAAACACAUCUAUGGAAUAACCUUCCGACCCGCUGAUGUCGCAUCGGGCGAAGUCUGGCAUACGGAUGUCCGUAAACUAGAGGUACUGGACGAGGAAUGCGGUGUGAUAGGUUGGAUAUAUGCAGACCUCUUCGCUCGGAGGGGAAAGGCCAGUGGGGCUGCUCAUUACACCGUUCGUUGCUCACGGCGCGUGGACCAUGACGACCUCGCUGGUGAUUAUCGCGUCAGUAGUCAUGCUGGCCCCGGCGAGGAUCUGCUCGGCAAGGUCUCCGACGAUUUCGAAGCAGCGCACCGACGGCAAAUACGCGGCCACGAGGGUAUAUACCAACUUCCGGUCGUUGUGCUCUUAUGCGAGUUCCCUCGGCCUUCGAUAACUCGUGGACCGACCGUUCUCGAAUGGCACGAGGUUUUAACUCUGUUCCACGAGAUGGGCCACGCUAUGCACUCUAUGAUAGGACGCACGGAGUACCAGAACGUCUCAGGGACGCGAUGUGCAACAGAUUUUGUUGAGCUUCCGUCCAUUCUCAUGGAACAUUUCCUCAAUUCUUCGGCCGUUCUGGGUCUCUUCGACAAGAAUGACGGCGUUCUAACCGCGCAAGUUGGUAACCACCAUGAAGACCCCUGCCGUUCCAUCGACACGCAUACUCAAAUGAUGCUUGCCGCUCUCGAUCAGAUCUAUCAUUCAUCGGCCGUCCUGAAUCCAAAUUUCGAUUCUACCGCAGCCUUGGCGAGAUUAUACGAUGACCAGGGAUUGAUCCCUUACGUACCAGGAACCUCAUGGCAAACUCAGUUCGGCCACCUUUUCGGCUACGGUGCGACGUAUUACUCAUACCUGUUCGACCGAGCCAUCGCCUCGCGCGUUUGGCGCGAGUUAUUCGCCUCCGAUCCUCUCAACAGGAACGUCGGCGAAAGGUACAAGCAAGAAGUUCUGCGACAGGGGGGUGCAAAAGAUCCCUGGAUCAUGGUCGGAAAAUUGCUGCACGCGCCGGAACUGGCCGAUGGUGAUGCGGAGGCUAUGAGGAAGGUCGGGAUGUGGAGAAUUGAGGAUGACGUUUCUGUCCCGGGUCGGCAUUGAAAUACUGCCGUAUUCCCUCAGUUAUAUGGCAGGCAGUGACUUCUGUGGAUGUACUUUCCGGCUUAGUAGUGCAUACGAGAGAAA
Punctularia strigosozonata HHB-11173 SS5 is the source of this 2409-nucleotide messenger RNA. RefSeq names its product mitochondrial intermediate peptidase. The record is from RefSeq and is a predicted model, not a curated record. Gene Ontology annotation, cellular component: mitochondrion. Bases 1 to 2325 code for a protein of 774 amino acids. Gene Ontology annotation, biological process: peptide metabolic process. Gene Ontology annotation, molecular function: metalloendopeptidase activity. The transcript has 4 exons. Lineage: Eukaryota; Fungi; Basidiomycota; Agaricomycetes; Corticiales; Punctulariaceae.